Messenger RNA from Zonotrichia leucophrys gambelii, 2171 nucleotides. RefSeq names its product methyltransferase 13, eEF1A N-terminus and K55 (gene METTL13). The record is from RefSeq and is a predicted model, not a curated record. The transcript has 8 exons. Lineage: Eukaryota; Metazoa; Chordata; Aves; Passeriformes; Passerellidae. The coding region runs from base 70 to 2127 and encodes 685 amino acids.
GCCGGAAGCGGUCAGCGCGGCGCACACGUGGGGACGCGGGAGCGGGGCCCGGCACGGCCCGGCCCGGCCAUGGAGCUGCUGCCCCGCAGCCCCGCCGAGUUCAGCUCCGCACGCUACUGGGAUCGCUUCUUCCGCCAGCGCGGGCAGCGGCCCUUCGAGUGGUACGGGGCCUUCCCGGAGCUCUGCCCCGUUCUGCACAAGUAUGUGCGGCCCCGCGACAAGGUUCUCGUGGUGGGCUGUGGGAACUCGGAGCUCAGCGAGCAGAUGUACGACGUGGGCAUGUGCCAGGACAUCGUCAACAUCGACCUCAGCGCCGCCGCCGUGCGCCAGAUGCGGGAGCGCAGCGCCAGCACCCGGCCCGGCAUGAGCUACCUGCUGAUGGACAUGCUCCACAUGGACUUCCCUGAUGCCCACUUCCAAGUGGUCCUGGACAAAGGCACGCUGGAUGCCCUGCUGAGCGAUGAGGAGGAGGCCACUUUAGCCAAGGCGGAGCAGAUGUUUGCUGAGAUCAGCCGGGUGCUGCAGGUGGGAGGGCGCUACCUCUGCGUCUCCUUGGCUCAAGCCCACGUGCUGAAGAAAGCUGUGGAAUAUUUCUCCCAGGAAGGGUGGGUGGUGCGUGUCCACCAGGUGGGCAGCAGUGGGGACAAGCAGCAGUUUGUGCUGCCUGUCUUUGUGUAUGUGAUGACAAAGUUCAGGAAGGUGCCUGGCUCGGCAGCAGGGAUCCUGGAGAUCUGCCCCGAGGAGCAGGACAGGCCGCUGCGGGUGGAGAGCGCGGAGCGGCUGCUGGCAGCGGUGAAGGACAGGCAGCACUAUGCCCUGCUCUGCAGCCAGAUCAGCAAAACCCCCUGCAGGGAGCAGGUUUCCUUGGAUCUGUGUGACAGAGAGAGCGGGAAGCCUCGCUACACGCUGCACGUGGUGGACAGCCCCUCGGUGAAACCUUCCCGGGACAAUCACUUUGCCAUCUUCAUCAUCCCGCAGGGCAGGGAGACCGAGUGGCUCUUUGGGACGGAGGAGGGGCGGCGGCAGCUGGCGGCCAGCGCGGGCUUCGGGCGCCUGCUGACGGUGGCGCUGCACAGGGAGCAGCUCUACGAGGGCAUGGCCGCCAUCCAGGCUGAGCUCUCGGGGAAGGUGAUGGAGCUGGCCCCGCCGGGCCUCCCUGCCCGGCAGCAGGUGCCCUUCCUGUCCGUGGGAGGGGACAUUGGGGUGCGGGCGGUGCGGCACCGUGGCAGCAGCGCCCUGAGCGGGGACUUCGUGGUGGAGGACGUGAAGGGAGAUGGCAGCUGCUUCUUCCGCCGCCUCAUCUUCCUCCAGAACAGGAACGUGGUGCAGUCUGAGGCUCGGCUCUUGGCCCCCACACCUCUCCCAGGCCAGAAGAAGAGGAGGAAGGACAAGAAGAAACCCAGCCCCUCUGAGCCCCCUGGAGCCAUUGACAAGAGCUACCUGUGCUGUGAGCACCACAAGGCCAUGGUUGCGGGGCUCUGCCUGCUGGGGGGCCCCGACGCCCUCCCAGGAGAGCUGGCAGUGCUGGUGGUGGGGCUCGGCGGGGGCAGCCUGCCCCUCUUUGUCCACGAUUACUUCUCUCAGGCCCGCGUGGCCGUGGUGGAGAUCGACCCCUCCAUGCUGGAAGUGGCCACGCGCUGGUUUGGGUUCUGCCAGGGCGAGCGCAUGCAGGUGCACGUCUGCGAUGGCCUGGACUACGUGGCCAAGCUGGCAGCUGAAGGACCCACCCAGUAUGAUGCCAUCAUGUUUGAUGUGGACAGCAAAGACCUCACGGUGGGGAUGAGCUGCCCACCCCCAGCCUUUGUGGAGGAGCCCUUUCUGCAGAAAGUUAAAACCAUCCUCAAGCCAGAAGGAGUCUUCGUGCUCAACCUGGUGUGCCGCGAUUCCCGGCUGAAGGAGUCGGUGCUGGGUGCCCUCAGGGCCGUGUUCCCGCUGCUCUACGCUCGCCGCAUCCAGGGCGAGGUGAACGAGAUCCUGCUGUGCCAGGCGGGCCCCGUGGAACGGCGCAGCCCCACAGAGCUGGGGGCACGGGCACGGGCACUGGAGGGAGCCCUGCGCCAGCCCGGCCGGCCCUGGGACAGCUCCUAUGUGCUGGCAGACAUGCUGCAGGCCGUGCUCGUCCUCUGAGGGGGCUCUGCAGGCCGUGCUCGUCCUCUGAGGGGGUUCUGCUG